Messenger RNA from Ruditapes philippinarum (Manila clam), 732 nucleotides. RefSeq lists its product as uncharacterized. Bases 38 to 706 code for a protein of 222 amino acids. NCBI's taxonomy places the organism in Eukaryota, Metazoa, Mollusca, Bivalvia, Venerida, Veneridae. The record is from RefSeq and is a predicted model, not a curated record. The transcript is spliced from 4 exons.
GGAGCAAGGUCAUUGUUCUGAGGAAAGUAAGAACGUUAUGCAUCAGUACCUAGCAACCAUAGUGUUCCCGUGCACUGACGUUGCCACGACAUAUUACCCGUGCACGUUGGCACAGAUUAACGUAGCAUCUAUCGAAUGUUACGCUAAAAAUGGCGUAAUUGUGAACAAUGCACUGGUACCCACGCCAAGCACAUUGUCUAAUGCUGAUGAAAUGUGCGGCUCUAAAAGCACGAUUCAGUCAUGCAUAAAAAGCCACAUCACGAGAUGUCUGUACGAACCUCAAGUCACCACGUUGUACGGGUCCGCUGUAGAGGGAUUCGAGGCCGGCUAUAAUUGCAUGUGUUCACCUGACAACUUUGACAUGAUUCUGAGAUGCGCUGCCACAGCGGAUGUGACGACAGCAAUGUCAAAAUUUACAUCCAGCGUUCACAAUCAUAGUAUCGCAGGGACACUGGAUAAACAGACUCAGUGCGCACUUGAAAACACUAUGGCGGCGGAGAUAAGCGCGUCAGUUGAGAUGAGCUGUGACGCCUCUGACAUGGUACGUCAUUGGAGAGCUUACAUAUCCACCGUGAUUUACCCGUGCACAGAGACCGCCACUGCAUGUUACCCAAAAAGAAUGUUCAACGGAGGCGAAACCCUAGAAUCAAUGAGGGCUCUACUCAUCAGUUUUGUUGGAUUUCUUUUCUGCUUACGUUAUUUAUAAUCUUUUUGAUAAAUUAUGGAAGCUGG